AUGGACUUUGCGACCCUCGGGCGCGCCCCGAUGCAUUUGAGUCUGGGCAGACGCCGGAUCACUUCGCGUGACCUGCAGAUCGUCGAAGCAACAGAUGAGCUGCUGAGUGAGGAGGUGCCGGAGCCCGACGGCGUCGCGCAGAACGUCAGUCUUUUACGCGGGUUUAAUGCGACGAUCCCAAGCGCGGAGAAAAGCCGUAUCCGGCGGAGACAGACACGUAACGUGGAUGCUCCGCGGCUAGGAUUGAAGAGGCUGGGGAUGAGCGCGCGAGGAAUGCUAGGAGGUGAGGAAGACCACGACGGUGAGAGUGUAGCGAGUGAGGAAGAUGUCGUGUAUAUCUCCAACUCGGAGACGCGAGGUAGGAAAAGCAAGGGCAAGCGAAGGGGUAGGCAGAGCUUGAGUGCCGGAAAGACAUUUGGACGAGAAGAGCUCCUACGCCAGACGCAGGAGAUCGAGCGCGACAAGGAGAAUCUCCAUGUCCGCCGAACACUUAUCAACAGCGAGAUUGUGGAAAUCACGAACAAGAUCGAAGCGCUUGAUGCUAUGCGUGCCAAGCUGGAGCACGAUCUAUUGAAGCUGCAGGAGGAUGAGCUGGAGUUGGACGACGAACUUGAGGGCGUCAAGGAGCGAUUAGAGCUUGAGGAGUCUACAAGUCGAACCCGGGGUGUUGUACACGUAGAUCAUAUUCAAAGCUCUCGGAGACGUAAAGGACCCGCUUUCUUGCCGUCAGAACAUGACGAGCUGCCACCAGCUGGUCAUUCGACACCAAUUACGGCUCUCGACUUUUCAGAACCGUACGGCACGCUAGUCAGCGCAUCACAGGAAGACUCGCAGCCUAGGGUCUGGGACUUGCUCACGGGCGAGGAGGUUGGCCGACUACGAGGCCACCAGGGUACUGUAAAGUGCGUCCAGGUGGAAGACCAGGUCUGCCUGACAGGCGGGGAGGAUGGAACUGUGCACGUGUGGGAUUUGCGGAGGGUGGACGAUGACGACGAGUGGGAGGGCGCAAUGCUGAGCCUAAGCGAUGUCGCCGAGGAGGAUGAAAGCCAGGACGGAGGCGUUGUAAAGACCAAUGGUAUUCGUUCGGGCUCAAGCAAACCGUCGAGUGUAUCCGAGCGAGAUGGUCCUUGUAUCCGAGUUCUCGAGGGUCAUACGAAGACCGUCUCCACGUUGUACUUUGAGGACGAAUGCCUGGUUACAGGCGCGUCCGACAAAACCAUGCGGCAGUGGGACCUCAAUACCGGCCAAUGUGUCAUGACCAUGGACAUACUUUGGGCAAUCUCUCACCCAACAGCCGCAAUUCCAGGCAAUGCCUUACCAAAUCAUCUCUUCUCCGGUGCUGCCGCUGCUGCAGGCACCUUCGCGGUACCCACUCCCCCUUAUGCUGACGGCACCUGGGACAUGUACGAAGACUUCGUCGGUGCGGUGCAGUUCUGGGGCUAUGCGCUGGUCAGUGGAAGUGGAGAUGGUGCGGUACGGAUGUGGGACAUGCGGACUGGCCAGCCUCACCGCACACUACUAGGCCAUACUGGACCCGUCACCUGCUUACAAUUCGAUGAGCUGCACGUCAUAAGCGGUAGUCUAGACAAGUCUAUUCGGAUAUGGGAUCUGCGGACAGGAGGCAUUUUCGAGACCCUCAAGUAUGACCACGCUGUUUCCGCACUGCAGUUCGACACUCGGAAGAUCGUGGCCGCAACUGGGGAGAAUGGCGUUAAGAUCUACAACCGCACCAGCAUGCAGCAUUCGACACUCAUGACGAACGGCCAUAUGAAGCCAGUGGAGAGACUACGUUAUAUGGAUCGAUAUCUUGUCUCUGGUGCACGCGACUCGACGGUGAAGAUCUGGGCUCUGUGA
Postia placenta MAD-698-R-SB12 is the source of this 1854-nucleotide messenger RNA. RefSeq lists its product as hypothetical. Bases 1 to 1854 code for a protein of 617 amino acids. Gene Ontology annotation, molecular function: protein binding. The transcript has 9 exons. Lineage: Eukaryota; Fungi; Basidiomycota; Agaricomycetes; Polyporales; Adustoporiaceae. The record is from RefSeq and is a predicted model, not a curated record.